UUCACUCCAUUUGCUAGCUACCACUAAUUAAUAGGCAUGAAAGUAUCACCCUUGCAUUGCCACAGACAACAUAACAUCAGCUUCCUCAAGCUCUUCAUGUUCUCAGUCCUUGGCUGUAUCACCAUGCAUGUUUCAGACCCUGACGUGCCUUCCUCCCUCAAAACACUAAGCCUUGAGGGCCAUUUCAGCUUCGACGAUAUCUCCUACACCGCCAAGGACUUUGGAAACCGCUUCCACUUCUUACCAUCUGCUGUCCUGCAUCCCAAGUCGGUCACUGAUAUCUCUGCCACUGUGAAGCAUGUCUUUGGAAUGGGUUUGAGCUCCAAGCUCACGGUCGCAGCUCGAGGCCAUGGGCAUUCUCUCGGAGGCCAGGCGCAGGCGUCUGGAGGCAUUGUCAUCCAGAUGCAGUCUCUCCGGGAAGCCGAGACUCGGGUGCAUGUCGGAGAGUUCCCAUAUGUGGAUGCCUCAGGAGGUGAGCUGUGGAUAAAUGUUCUGCUGGAGAGUCUCAAGCAUGGCCUUGCGCCGAAGUCCUGGACCGACUACCUCCACCUCACCGUCGGGGGCACGCUGUCGAAUGCCGGGAUCAGUGGGCAGGCCUUCCGGCAUGGCCCGCAGAUCAGCAACGUCCACCAGCUGCAAGUUGUAACAGGGAGAGGAGAAAUAAUGAACUGCUCUGCUGAAGAGAAUGCUGACCUCUUCCAUGGCGUUCUUGGAGGUUUAGGUCAGUUUGGAAUCAUCACAAGAGCCAGAAUUGCACUUGAACGUGCACCAGAGAUGGUGAAGUGGAUUAGAGUUCUGUACUCGGAUUUCACCAGCUUUACUGAGGACCAGGAGAUGCUAAUAUCAGCAGAGAAGACUUUCGACUACAUCGAAGGCUUCGUGAUAAUAAACAGGACAGGACUUCUGAAUAACUGGAGAUCUUCAUUCAACCCACAAGACCCGGUUCAAGCCAGCCAAUUCAAUUCUGAUGGGAGGAUCCUUUUCUGCCUCGAGAUGACUAAAAACUUCAAUCCAGAUGAGUCUGACAUGUUGAACCAGGAAGUCGAAACACUCUUGUCGAAACUUCGUUACAUACCAUCGAUGUUGUUCCAAUCGGAGGUAUCAUACCUGGAGUUCUUGGACAGAGUACAUGUCUCUGAAGUGAAGCUGAGGUCCCAAGGCUUGUGGGAAGUUCCACACCCAUGGUUAAAUCUUUUCAUACCAAGAACCAGAAUCCAUGACUUCGCCAAAGAGGUCUUUGGCAAAAUUCUUACAGAUAGCAGCCAUGGUCCCAUACUCCUAUACCCACUUAAGAAAUCGAAGUGGGACAACAGAGCAUCAGUAGUCAUUCCAGAUGAGGAAGUCUUCUACUUGGUGGCCUUCCUUUCCUCGGCGCCACCGUCAUCCGAUCAUGACAGUUUAGAACAUGCAUUGAAACUGAACGAUAAGAUUUUAGACUUCUGCCAGAAAGCAGGCAUCCAAAUGAAGCAAUAUCUGCCGCACUACACCGCAAAAGAAGAGUGGAAAGCCCACUUUGGGGACAGAUGGGAGAUGUUUGCUUGGAGAAAAGCCACUUAUGACCCACUGGCCAUUCUAACUCCAGGGCAACGAAUUUUUCAGAAGGCAGUACUUUCCUCAUGACAUUAACUUUUACGAAGUGUUCA
Messenger RNA from Elaeis guineensis (African oil palm), 1643 nucleotides. RefSeq names its product cytokinin dehydrogenase 4. Lineage: Eukaryota; Viridiplantae; Streptophyta; Magnoliopsida; Arecales; Arecaceae. Gene Ontology annotation, molecular function: FAD binding; cytokinin dehydrogenase activity. The record is from RefSeq and is a predicted model, not a curated record. Gene Ontology annotation, biological process: cytokinin metabolic process.